AUUAUUAUACGUCAGUUGUUGAUACUAAAAUGCCGAUUGACCUAUGGUUAAACCAUUCCAUCUCUCACUGUGUGACUAUGUGCUUGUACAUGAGUGAAAAUAACUAAUCGUAGCGCAACAUCCGGUAUCGCGCCAAUGGUUGAGUUACUAGUUAGGGCCAAAGUUGCCACAAUAGUCGAUGAUGUCGACCGGUAACACAUAUAAAUACAUACCGAGAGCGCUCCUGACGAGACUGCCCGCCGAAACCGCGUCGAGCACGCCAUCUUAGCGCACGCGCACCCGAAAAUAAAUUUAAAAUAAAAAAAAAUGAAUAAUGCCGAGCUUUAUCAGAAAAGCAACAACCUGCAGAAACGCGAUGCACUUGAGUGCCUCCAGGAUUAUGCAAGAAAGAUUAAAUGGAAGAAAGAUGUAUCGGUGAUUGACAUAGGCUGCGGAGAUGGCAGCGUCACUACGGCGAUUACGAAAAAAUUCUUACCCAAUUGCAAGGAGGUUGUGGGGUGUGAUAUAAGCGAGCAGAUGAUACAUUUUGCGAAUAAAAAAUUCUCGUCGGAGACCACCAGUUUCAUGGUGCUCGAUAUUGAGGGGGACCUUCCGGAACAGAUGCGAGCCGAGUUCCACCACGCAUUUUCUUUUUACACCCUCCACUGGAUUAAGCAGCAAGAGCACGCCUUUAAAAAUAUAUACGAUCUACUACAAGAUGGUGGGAAUUGUUUUCUCAUAUUCCUCGGACAUAUGCCCCUUUUUGAUGUAUUUAGGAUCUUGGCCCGGAGCAACCGAUGGAGUCUUUGGUUACGAGAUGUUGACAAGUUCGUUUCGCCCUACCACGAUUCUCAAGAUCCGGAUAAAGAAAUUAAAAGGAUGAUGUGCAAGAUUGGAUUUACUAAUGUUGAAGUACAGUAUAAGCCGAAAUCUUUCAUAUACAAUAGUUUGGAGGCUGUUAAAAAAGCAGUAAAAGCCGUUAACCCCUUCAAAAUUCCGGAUGAAUUACACGAAGAGUUACUUGAGGAUUAUAUAAGCAUAGUUCGUGACAUGCAGCUCAUUGACAUUGAUAAUAAUAAUUUGGAACAAGUGGUUGUACGGACUAAUUAUAACCUAAUUAUUGCGUACGGUGAAAAGUGAAAUCAUUUAUUGAACUGUGGAAAUAACUAUGGAUGUUUUGAUUGUUGUCUGUGGUGUAGGGCUUUUUGUCUUUUUGGUAGGUUGAUGUAGUCCGAGUUUAGUAUACAAGAGAUCUGAAAGUUUUUAUAAUAAAUUUAUAUAAGUACGUUUCAGUUGUCAUUGGAACAUCAAAAUUAUUUAUUGCAAAAAGGUAAGAGAGGCAGAACAUAAUUGCUAUCUUAAAAUUUACAGGCGUUUUCUGUGGUUAUUAUGAUUUUCAACAUAUAAAUUUAACACCAAAUUAAAGUAUUUGUUUUGACUCGAAUUGAAAAUCUAUUUCUGCUGUAAGUUCUUGGUUAGAUAUAGACUAAGAAGUAAAAAAAUAAAAAUAUAUGACUUAGGAUAUUAAUGACAACAGUGCCUGUAUACCUAUUAGUUUAAGUAUAAAAUUUAUGGGUAGUAGUUUUUAAGAAUUAUUUUUAAGAAUUAUGUCUUAAAAUACUUUUUUAUUAUUUAUUGUACCUAAUAUUUAUAUAACUUUUAUAAUUACUUAUUUAAUAGGAUAUAAUAUAAAUGUAACACUGGUUAUCUGUAAUAGAAUUGUGACGUACAUACCCAUCGAUAAUAAAACAAUUACCACGCUAUAUCUUUCUUAUACUAAUAACAAAAGCAGUUUAUUAUAAGAUUUCUCCUAAAAUGUAAAUAUCCAAAUGUUUCUUUUAAAAAUAAGUGCUUAGUUGAUUAGUAUUAUAGUAAAUUAUUCCUAAUAAUAAGCAGAGAUUUCAAAGUCAUAACUAAUUUCAAAUUUAAAAAAUCCGGAUGUCUAUAAUAACAAUGUAUUAAUAAUAUAACUACUUUAGUAAGUUAAAAUGUAAUUAGAAAAACGAAACGAUUCUGUCGCGUCUCUGUGAUCUUACGAAUAAUUUUCUCAUAUUUUUUUGUUUUACAUUAUUAACCAGUCGAAUCGUAUAGUAAUUGGGAGUGGAAAGAGUAUACUGCUUUCAAAGUACAAAAUAAUAUAGUUUUACACAUUUUAA
This is a messenger RNA of Pieris napi, 2135 nucleotides long. Its product is annotated as juvenile hormone acid O-methyltransferase-like. The coding region runs from base 307 to 1119 and encodes 270 amino acids. The record is from RefSeq and is a predicted model, not a curated record. The transcript has 5 exons. Lineage: Eukaryota; Metazoa; Arthropoda; Insecta; Lepidoptera; Pieridae.